Messenger RNA from Chilo suppressalis (striped riceborer), 1075 nucleotides. The record is from the annotation of a GenBank genome assembly. NCBI's taxonomy places the organism in Eukaryota, Metazoa, Arthropoda, Insecta, Lepidoptera, Crambidae.
CCUGAAACUAACCUAUUCUUAGAAUGGUUAAUUGUUUAAAUACAUAAAUUCUUAUUAAUUUGUCCUAAGUAAAUAAAUAAAAAUGCAAUUCUUACGACCACUACGUUUCGCAAUGGGCUUACUUCGCCCUGAAAGAAUUGAUGUAACAAAUAUUGCCGGUAUAAAGUAUUUUCCACCACCUAAAAACUAUGAUCAUAUUGAAAUACCUGAGCGUCAAAGGUUACGAGUAUAUGAGAAAGUGCCACAGUAUCCUCCAAAUUUGAAACCUCCAAAGAUGCAAAAGCGACUUAGAUAUAUGAGAGGUCCAGAAAAAUUACACAAUACUUUACAAUUAAAGCAAUAUGGAGUUGUUGCUACUGGUGGAGGACGUAUGAAGAUUGAACAUUUUGAAAUGGCACGUUUAGUAGUAGCUCGCAGGUUGGAUCAAAAGAGAAUGUUUGCAAUUUGGAGAAUCGACCCUCCCUGGCAACCAAUUACUAAGAAGGGACAAGGACAACGUAUGGGUGGUGGCAAAGGAGCCAUUGAUCACUAUGUGACCCCAAUAAAAAGUGGCAGAAUUAUCUUAGAAGUUGGUGGCAAAUGUGAAUAUGCUGAGGUACACACCAUGCUUAAAAUUGUAGCAGAGAGGCUUCCAUUCAAAGCAGAAGCAGUAUCGUACGAGAUAAUGGAACAGAAAGCUGCCUUAGAAAAAUGGCAAGAAGAAAAUAACCAGAACCCUUACACUUUAAAAUAUAUUUUUCAAAACAACAUGGGUGGAUGUCAUAAAUUCCUUUCACCGUUUGAUCAUCGCUGGCAUGGUAAAUAUUUAUAAAUUUUGUUAUAAUAACUUUAAAAAAUAAGUGUUGUAGAAAUAAAUGAAUGCAUUAAUAAGUAACUAUAAUAGUUUUUAUUGUAAUUACUGUUAAAAACAAAACUUUUCCAAUCUUGUACCAAAUAGUACAGGUCAAGUUAAACAAAACUUUGAUAUCCCAUUGUGACUCCAGUGGCGGAUUUACCAGCAGGCUGAGUAGGCUAGAGCCUAGGGCGGCAAUAGGCAGGUACAUUUUUUUUCGCACUAUGACACUGUAUAACUGAC